Petromyzon marinus (sea lamprey) is the source of this 4861-nucleotide messenger RNA. Its product is annotated as beta-galactoside alpha-2,6-sialyltransferase 1. The record is from RefSeq and is a predicted model, not a curated record. Gene Ontology annotation, cellular component: Golgi apparatus. Gene Ontology annotation, molecular function: beta-galactoside alpha-2,6-sialyltransferase activity. NCBI's taxonomy places the organism in Eukaryota, Metazoa, Chordata, Hyperoartia, Petromyzontiformes, Petromyzontidae. Gene Ontology annotation, biological process: sialylation.
ACCACUUUGAUGAGCUUCAUAGCUCAUCGGAUUCCUCCCGUCAAACUAUUCCGAUUUAGCUCCUUGCACAAGGGCCCCGCGUGAACCACACUGCGCGAGUGCUCCGACCGCCCCCGCUGUUGCUGCCGGUAGCAACGCCGCCUCUUCUGCUGCCGGAGGAAGGCAACAGUGGCAGGGCGGAUGGGAUUGUGGGAAAUGGCCUGUCAGCGCCGGCGUGCGCCCGGCUGGCGCCUGUUCCUCGUCGCCUGCUUCCUCUCCUGGCUGCUCGCGCUCGCCGCCGUGUGCCUGCUGCUGGGCGACGUGAAGCGCGACACCUACGCUCCCGCCGCCCUCUCACGCUCGCUGGGCGCCGUCACUCGACUCCUGGGGAGCGGCGGCGGCGGCGGCGGCGGCGGCGCCGACCGCCGCUACCCGGGACCCUCGCGGAAACCUCCGAGCGCCGGCGACGACGGCUUCCGCGGGCCGGCGCGGCCGGGUCCGGCGGAAUCCUUCGUGGGGAAUCCGCCCCGGGCUUUGCUGCUCGCCGAUCAGGAAGAGAGGCGGCUCGGGGCGGGGGCCGAGCUCUCGCCGCCGCCGCCCGCGGAGGCCGGAGGCGAAGGAGGCGACCGGCCGGUGUUCCGGAGGGCGCCCGGCAGGAGCGGCGUCCUGAAGGUCGUGUCGCGCGACGGCGUCGCGCCGGCGGGAGGUCCCGGGGGGAAGGGCUGGGCGAGACCGCGACCCCAGCAACCCCGACCCCAGCAACCCCGGCCGAGACAUCGACAACCCCGGCGGCCCCAACGGCGGGCCGCGCCGCGGCCCGCGCCGCGGCCCGCCGCGUGGCCGCGCGCGGUCCACGCGGCGGGCGUGUGGGACGAGGGCACGGGCUCGCGGCAGCUGUCGCCGCGCCUGCAGCGGGCGCGCGAGAAGUACAUCGAGCAGAACAAGCACGGCGUGCGCUACGCCGGAGCGGCCGGGCGGCCUCCUUCCACGGGGCCGCUGUCGGCGGCCGGCCGGCGCGACCUCCUGUGCCUGGUGGCCGAGCGGGUGACGGCGCUGCGGUCGACGCUCACGCUCGGAGGCUCCGAGCCGCCCUUCUCCGCGAUGGGCGCGUGGAGGGAGGCGCUGGACGCCGGCGGGCUGGAGCGCGCCGUGUCCGGGGGACGUUCGCUGGAGCGCUGUGCCGUCGUGUCGUCGGCGGGAGCCAUGCUCGGGUCGGGGCUGGGGCGAGAAAUCGACGCUCACGAUGCUGUGCUCCGUUUUAACGCCGCGCCGACCGAACACUUCGAGAAGGACGUCGGGACCAAGACCACGAUCCGUCUCGUCAACUCCCAGAUCCUGGCUCGGCCUCAGAACAACUUCUCCCGGAGCACUCUCUACCGUGACGUCACUCUGCUUGUGUGGGACCCAGCGCCGUACUCGCUCAACCUCACGCAGUGGUUCCACGACCCGGACUACAACUUCUUCCCCGCGUUCCUGCGCCGCCGGCAACGCCACCCAACGCAGCCGGCGUUCGUGCUGCACCCCGCCUACCUGUGGCGCAUCUGGGAACUGCUGCAGGACAGCGCCAGUGAGCACAUCCAGCCCAACCCGCCCUCCUCCGGCUUCCUGGGCGUCGUGCUGAUGAUGUGGCUGUGCGACGAGGUGAACGUUUACGAGUUCCUGCCGUCACGGCGCCGCACCGACCUGUGCCACUACCACGAGGACUACACGGACCGGGCGUGCACCGAGGGGGCCUACCACCCCCUCCUCUACGAGAAGAACUUCGUCAAGAGACUCAGCACCUCCUCCGACCACGACCUCUUCUGGGCCGGGAGGGCCACCCUGCCGGGACUGAGGAGGGCGAUGGAGAGCUGCCCACCGCGGGCUCGCCAAUAAUCGUAGCCGCCUCACUCUUGUGGUCGACGACAUCAUCGUUGUUGCUCACCGUCACGGAUGGGAAUGACGAUCGCUGGGAUUACGUCACACCAGUCAUCGCCACCUCAACGUCAACACUGUGACGACGACGACGAUGACGACGAUGAUGACGUUAACAGGUGAUUGUGGUCGGGAGGUCCGCAAUUCUCAUCCAUUGGCUGCUGUACUGGGCCCUGCCGCUGGAACGUGGAAUUUAUAGUGGUGUCGCCAUGUAAACCUUCUACCCUUGCCGCCACUGUUGACCCAUAACAACAGCACCAGUAAUUGCCGCGAGGGACUUUACCAAAGCAAUCCUGAGUUUCCACGAUGUCAUCAUUCCCGUGAGCAAGCCGUUACGUUUACGGUCAAUGUCCUUUCAAGAGCGAUUGUUUUUUUUUCCAAUCCAACCGGGAAAACGGAAUCGGCCAACGAUUGCCGUUUAUUUAUGAUUUGAAAAACCACAAUAACGACGCUGAACGUCGUUUUUUUAAAGAGAGGGGGAGUGACUAUUAUAAACUUUUCCUGGUUCAUUCGAGGAUGUGGGGACGGACGCUGCAGAAAGCUUGACAACCAGUGAAUGGACUCCAACCUAGGAAGCUGCGGUGUCGUGUAUCUGUAUUUGUCCCGUUUAGAAUAAUUGGCUGCUAUAAAUUUCCACGUGACAAUAAGCCACUUAGUUGAGCCAUCAUUUGUGGCCAAGUCGCUUCCGGAAAAAGAGCUGACACAGGAUUAGCUCAGUGGGGCUUCAACAAAAUAAAAGUUUAGUUUAUCUGUGAUCCGGCACGAUUGAGGAAAGGGUCAGCAGAUCAUACGGAGAUUUUACAAAACUCCCAAACCCGCUAGGUGCUUCGGGUUAAGCCAGAUGUGCGGUACAACAAGCGGGAGGGGGGUAGGGAUGGUUGCGAACCCAUCUGUGUGGACCUUUCGAGCAUUAACCCAUCGUGUGCAAGGUGGGGUUUUCUCCAGGUGGUCCGGGUUUUAGGACAAUUAACGGAAAACAAACGGAAUUUGUUUCGACAAUUGAAUUGUUUCAACGAUUGACAGUUCGAUAAUUGAAUUUUUUAACAAUUCAAUUGUUUCGACAAGCAACAGGAUAGUUUUAAUAAUUCGAUGCUCAAUAUGGCCUGGUUCAGGACUCUCCUGAAAAUGAGUCCUGAGAUUCGGCGAGUGAGACGAGCGCGCGAGUCUUCCCUCGAUGGCGUCAAUUAUUUUUCAACUUUUUAACACCUGGGAUUUUUUCCGCAGCAUAAUGCUGCGUUUCACGAUCGAUAAUCCGGGUUCGGUCCCCCGACAUCGUGAUUUGUGCCACAUUUGUGUUGUGUUAAUUUACCACUCCACCACCCAACGCAGUCAAACAAGAGAAUUGCCACGCAGUGUCCGCGUGUCUAACAACACGCUACAUUAUUCUCCUUAUUCUUUUAGCUCACUCACCGGCAAGCUGAAGAACAAUUAUCAACAAUAGAAAUUAGAAACUCGUUGCUAAUUGUACAAGUGACUGCUCAUAGGCUGCGUUGGAUGGUGGAGGGAAUUGGCAAACGCAAAUUGAGAUGUGUCGACAACAUUCACAUUGUUUUAUUGCGGAGCCGUGACAAACGGUGGAUUUGCCAGCAUGAACUGCGUGAGAGUUCUUGGAGCUGGGAGCGGGAAUUCAGCUUCUCUGACGUACAUUCGCGGGCGCUUCGGCUGGCUUCGUUGAUGAUCCUGAACACGACCGAUCCCAGUAAUAGGAUGUUCAAAUGUACACCCGGUUCACUGUCUGGUAAGCCGACUAGGUUGGUGUACUAAAACAUACAGAUAUAUACACGCAAAGUACAUAAUACCAAAGCCAUAUGUUAAGUAUGGUAUCCGCGCCGUGCGCGCAUGACGGAGCGGUAGGGUGCGGUGGUUACUGCCCUACACAACGAAACCCAGAGACGUAACACCAGGACCAAAACGGUGACCUUGCCCUGGGCCUCCCCUAAAUUUGACUUGGCCAUAAAUGAGUGCCUUGGCACGGCGUGUGAACACCGGUGCCGGGGAGACAAAGACGGCGGGGCUGGCGUGGUGCUACCUUGCACCACCACCUCUCCUUUGCCGUGCCGUUCGCUCGCCAACAGCUACCAAGAUCUGUGAGGCCAAAUGGAGGAUCUGUACAUGUCGACUACAGUGAUUUGUUGAUGUUAAAAUAUCAAUCAUAUUUUGAUAAGGGGCCCUCAAUGCAUGCAAUACAGAACUCUCAUCUCAUCCGAUCGUAGUAAAGCAAAACCCUCAUUGAUUCAGAGGAUUCUCACAAUCGGCGUAUCGUCAACGAAUCACUGCGAUUCAUUCACGCGCGCACGCGCAGAGACAAGUGACACACUCAAUGCUCAGAUGAGCAUCGGUCAUUGCUCGCGUCUUUGGGCUAUUCUGAGAGUGGUGGAAAUUCCACAUUUUUUUUCCCCCAUGGAGGGGGCUGGCCUGUCCCAUAAGACGAACGUUGUUGAAAUCCCCACGAAGUUGCAUCAGAUUUAUCGACCCCCCCCACAGAGAGAUUAUGAACCUUGUCGGCCCGCACCAGGGUUUGAACUCGCAACUUACCGGUCACGAGUCAACCGCUCCGACCACAGGGGUCAUGCUUUGCACAGACUGUGCCCCGCCAAAGGAAUGUGGAAUUUCUACCGCUGCGCUGGGGGGGGGGGGGGGGGGGGUUAGCCUGUGGAUAUUGAGCUUUGGUCACAACGUUCACGUGGGACGGUUAGGUUUUUUUUUUCACUUAAAAAUUAAAGUACGAAUAAACUGCACUAAACACGAGCGUAAAGAAACCCCUUUGUACAAACAAACAAAAAAUUGGACGUUUUUUGAUAGACCCCCUUUAUACAUAAACGUUGCGUGCAUAUUGCUCGUCAACAGUCACUUGUUAAUUAUUUUAUUCGCACGCGGGUACUGUAUAUCCCAUGAUGGAACUUGGGAUCUUUGUGGAAACGUUUUUAAAAAAAAAAGUAAAUAAAAAAAACUUCCGAGGCUUGAUAAA